Molecule: messenger RNA, 2747 nt
Organism: Brassica napus (rape)
Lineage: Eukaryota; Viridiplantae; Streptophyta; Magnoliopsida; Brassicales; Brassicaceae
Product: F-box/kelch-repeat protein At3g17530-like
Exons: 2
Coding region: 1327-2574 (415 amino acids)
Molecular function (GO): protein binding
Source: RefSeq, a predicted model, not a curated record
UUGACUUAUCUUAAUAUUUCAUAAGUUUACUUUUAAUAAAAAAAAGAUAAUGAUAGUUUUAUUAUUAAAGUUAAAUUGUGGUUAACUAUAUAAUGAUAAAUCUAAUUAUUAAUUAGAAAUAUAUCUACUUAGACGUUUCAUAACAUGAUUACAUAUGCAACUCUCUAAACUUAAUAUCAAAGCAUAUUUUUCUUAUAGAUUAAACAAUAAUUAAACAUACACGGGAAAUAACUACAGAACUAAUUCAGUAUACUUAAUUCAUAAUUCCAAACUCCAUGUAACAAAACCGACUUGCUCAUAGUCUUUCAAACUCAAAGAAAAAAAUAGAAUUUCAAUUAAAAAACAAAUAUUAAAAGUACAUAAAUAUAUAUGUCAAAACUAUAAUCGGGACAAUUUAAAAUGAAUGAGAAAAAUGAAAUUAUAGAAUUUUAAAACAUCUUACAUCAUAUGAAAAUAAGAAUUGGUCCUAACUUGUGUAAAAUAAUUAUAAUUGUAAUUCGAGUUUGAAAAUUUGAAAUAGUUUUAUAUUAGUUAAAUUAAUAAAUUAAUGAUUUAUGCUAAAAAAACUAAUAAGAAUCUCGUGAAAGUUAAAAUAAUUAUAAUCAUAUUCCAAUUAGAAAUUUCGAGAUAUUUAUAAUAUUAAAAUUAAUGAAUUAAUUAGAAAGUUUGAAAUAUUUAUAUUAUCUAAAUUAAGAAACUGAUUAUUUAAUCUAAAAACUAAUAAAAAUACGACAAAUAAGUAACAAUUAGCUAAAAUCAUGGAGAAUGUGACAAAUCAGCAAAAUCACUUCAUAAAUAAUAGUAUAAAUCUCAACCGUUAAACUUAUCUCGCCUCCCAUUCUCAUCUUUUUGUUGAAUGAAAAUAUAUUUUAAAAGAAACAGAUAAUUUUCUUAAGUUUUUUUUAUCAACAAAUUAUUUAUUUCCUUUUUAAAAAUAUGCCUAAAUAAAUUGAUGAGAAGAAUUCACUGUUUCACAAAGAAUCAUUCCUUACUUUAUUCAGCAUAUUUCUUUUGAAAUUAGUCUCCCAUAAAUCUUUUGGCCAAAAAAAGUCUCCCAUAAAUCUACAUUUUAAGAUAGAUAUCUUUUCUCCAAAAGAAAGAUAUAAUUUAGAUUUGAAAUUUUCACAAAAUAUGCAUUUCCCUAAAAUACCUUUAACAAUUAUCAUACGACUAAGAUACAAUAAAAGCACAACGAAAAACAUUUUUAGUUUACCCUUGUUUUGGUGUUCAAACAAAAAAAAAACAAAAGUUCACCCUAGUUUGUAUCGUUUCUCCUAUACUUUCUGCCUGGAGAGAUAUUAGGUCAGAAAUCACUACUAGAAGAAGAUGGUGAUGAUAACCGACCUUCCAUUUGAUCUGGAAAAGAAGAUACUCGCCCUUGUUCCGAAAGAGUCUCGACCACAAUGGCAAACUACCUGCAAGAGAUGGUACGCCCUACGCCAAGAUCUACUCGCCAAGAAACACUUGGCUCAAACAGGAAGAGAGUUCAUCUUUUUGUUGAAUAAUAGUGUUUUUUCAACAACCAUCAACCUCCAGGGAGUCCAUAACAACGUUGAUCCGGCCAUGGAGUUCGGAGGUAAACUUGGAUCUUUACAAGAUUCAAAUGAUUUACAAAUAGAUAGUAUUUUCUACUGCAAGGGGUUGGUGCUAUGCACUAUGGUGGGAAAACAAAGGCUCCUGGUUUGCAACCCUAGUAACCGUGAAACUAGGUAUGUCAAACCUAGAAGUCAUGGCUGUUCCGAAUAUGCUCUUGGAUACAAAGGCAGCAAGUCUUCUUGUGUUAAUAGCUACAAGAUCUUGAGGUAUUGUCGUUAUUUGGACACGCAAAUGAGGCGUACGGUUUCCGAGUUUGAACUGUAUGACUUUAUGUCUGACUCAUGGAGGGUGUUAGAUGUGGAUGAGCAUGAUGCGUACAUAUCAGCUCGCGGCGUGUCUGUGAAGGGAAACACUUACUGGGUUGCUAAAAGAUAUGGCAACCAGUUCAUACUCAGUUUUGAUUUCACAAGAGAGAAAUUUGGGUUUCUCCCUCUUCCGUAUGAGAGUGCUGGUCCUGGUGUUUCAGUGGAUUAUGGGCAUAAAGAUACCGCUGUUCUGUCAGUUGUUAGAGACGAACAACUCUCGGUGUUACAUCAGUAUCUUCAUUUGUUUUCAUUUGAGAUGAAGAUAUGGGUGAGCAACAUGAUUGGCACCAAAAAGGUGUCGUGGGGCAAGUUCUUGGUAGUGGACGUAGUGUUGUUAAAUGUUGUCAGUUUCGUGGUUGACGAGGAGCAUAAAGUGGCAGUGUGUUGUUGUACAGACAAGGAUGAUGGUGACGAAGAGGGUACCAGCAUUUUCGUUAUUGGAGAGAAUAUACAGAGACAUGUUUAUGAUGAAGAAGUGACAAUAGAUGCAUCAUGGCCACAUCUCAUAAAUUACGUUCCAAGCCCGGUUCACGUUGUGAGGAAGAGUACACGCAAAAGCAAAAGGAAACGAAAUGCAAGGAGGCAUCAACCGGAGGAGGGCACAUCUGCAAGAAGCGUUGAGGAAACAAAAGUGACACCCAAAGCAAAACCUAAAGCAUAUCGAAGUUUCUAGGGUUGCUUUGAAUGUCCCAAAAUGGUUUAGGAAAUGAAAGUGACACCAUACCUAAAAAGCACAUCGAAGUUCUCUUGCUGUUGCUUUGAAUGUCGCAAUGAUUUCUAUCUUUUCUUUUUUUUUUGGACAAUCCCAAAGGUUGUAAUAAAUUGAACGCAUAUUGAAGUUUAUUA